Molecule: messenger RNA, 693 nt
Organism: Parascedosporium putredinis
Lineage: Eukaryota; Fungi; Ascomycota; Sordariomycetes; Microascales; Microascaceae
Source: the annotation of a GenBank genome assembly
AUGCAGCUUUCCGCAAGCUUGGUUUUUAUCGCCGCUACCCUUGUUGGGUCUUCUCUCGCUACGAAAUGUACUGCCGCGUCGGCAACAGCUCUGGAGCCUUUCCUGACCCAGGGAGGUGGUAGCAGUAGUGGUGGUGGUGGCGCCGUCGGAAGCGGCCCGAUCCUCACGUUCGACAAUAGCUGGGUUUCCAAUGCAGUCCGUGACUUGAGCCGCCUGGCGCCCCGAGAUGUCCGGUACACGCUCUCAAAUACUGUCCGCCGCGCAGCCGAACUUGACUGCAACUCCCAAGAGACUUGCGUGUCUCUCAGUGCCGUACUAUUUUGUUACACUAUGGCCUCCGGCGACUUCCGUGACGGCGAUGGGACUACCGGCAACGUCAUCACAGGCGACUAUACGCUUGGUGACGGCAGAAAAGGCAAUCUAUAUACUGGCCCAACUCCUCUUCCCACGGGGACGAGUGAUACCAACGCGGAAACCACACAGUCGGCAUCCUCGGGCGAUUCCGAAGGAGACGAUACCCAAAAUGCGACCGGGAGCCAGACCAGCACCAAGUCCGGGACUGCCAACUCCCCAUCCGAGAGUGGUGGCUCCUCUACAGCAGCAUCGGAGGGUCUUGCUGCCUCCGUUCAAAGAAACCUGAUCGUCAUGUCGGCCGUGGCCGCCUCCCUUUCAUUCUCCCUCGCUUUGAAUUAG